Fusarium vanettenii 77-13-4 is the source of this 2327-nucleotide messenger RNA. RefSeq lists its product as uncharacterized. Gene Ontology annotation, cellular component: Golgi apparatus; endoplasmic reticulum. Gene Ontology annotation, biological process: phosphoenolpyruvate transmembrane import into Golgi lumen. The transcript has 2 exons. The record is from RefSeq and is a predicted model, not a curated record. Gene Ontology annotation, molecular function: phosphoenolpyruvate transmembrane transporter activity; antiporter activity. The coding region runs from base 387 to 1928 and encodes 513 amino acids. NCBI's taxonomy places the organism in Eukaryota, Fungi, Ascomycota, Sordariomycetes, Hypocreales, Nectriaceae.
CGAGCAAUUGCGACGUUCCCAGACGUUUUCGGAAACCAUCCCGCUUUUUUUUUACUUCUAUUUGUCUUGGAUUUCGUCUCCAAGGUCUCGGACGGACCCGGCCUCGUCAUCUAACAACCAACAUCUCACCUGCUUGGUUUCGUUCGAUAAGCAAUGAGUAAACGGAUUCCUUGACGACAUUACGUUUCUCCUGCUAUCUUCCCUCGUCGCUCGUUAUCGAAUCACGCUCUCGCCCGUCGGCUGUGUGGCCUCUCUGGUUCACAGCUCCAACCUCCAACUCCUCGACCAUCUCUCUCGUUGCGCCUCGUUAGACGUCUCCUGGUGGUCAUCACGCGAACCGUCCAAUCUCGUCCCUCUCCUCGAGACCCCCCGCGGUCCAUACUGUGAUGGAAAGGUUCCCCGACUUCAUCGACACGCCUGUGGGCAACUCGCGAUCGCCCAGUCCUCGAAACCCUCCUGGCUGGUCCAACGGCGCGCCGCCUCGCCCCUCGGAUCGAUGGCUCCCCGUCUCGACGGGCUCCCACAGGCAUAACCGCCAGAAGAGCCUCACUGAUGCCAUCCGCACAAUACGCGCCCGCAAUGGCAGCGUAAGCCAGAACGCCCAGGAGAUCGCCGAUGCCCUGCGCGCCCCCGUCUCCCCAAAGCUCGUCGUCCUGUGCCUGCUGUGGUACACCUCGUCUGCCCUCACAAACACCUCGUCAAAGUCGAUCCUCAUCGCCUUUAACAAGCCUGCGACGCUGACCCUCGUCCAAUUCGCCUUUGUCUCGUCGCUAUGUGUCUUCAUGGCAUGGCUUGCCAUCCUCUUCCCCGUCUUGCGAACCAAGAUCACGGCUCUCAAACACCCGAUUCGAAAACCCUCGCGUGAGGUCAUUACGACUACUCUCCCCCUGUCCGCCUUCAUGAUCGGCGGUCACCUUCUCAGUUCCACGGCCACCUCCAAGAUCCCCGUAUCGCUCGUCCACACCAUCAAGGGUCUCUCGCCCCUCUUUACCGUUCUCGCUUAUAGAAUCGUGUACGACAUCCGCUACCCCAAGGCGACAUAUCUGUCUCUCAUCCCUCUGACGGUUGGUGUAAUGUUGGCAUGCUCUGGCAAGGCGAAGUAUGGCGGAGAGCUCAGCGGUGUCAUUCACGCUCUCCUGGCGACAAUGAUCUUCGUCACUCAAAAUAUCUUCUCCAAGUAUCUUUUCAACGAGGCUGCCAAGGCCGAGGCUGAGGCUCCAAACAGUCGAUCAAAGAAGCUGGACAAACUCAACCUGCUCUGCUAUUCUUCUGGUCUGGCUUUCAUCAUUACCUUGCCCAUUUGGUUUUGGUCCGAGGGAUUCGCUCUGCUCAAGAACUUUUACAACCAAGGCUCGAUCGACUUGUCUGAGAAACCCAAUUCCAUGGACCACGGACGACUGACGCUCGAGUUUAUCUUCAACGGCGUAUUUCACUUUGGCCAGAACAUCCUCGCCUUCAUCCUUCUGUCGAUAGUCUCUCCCGUUACGUAUUCGGUCGCCAGUCUGAUCAAGCGUGUCUUUGUCAUCGUCAUGGCUAUCCUCUGGUUCCGAAGCCCCACGACGCCCAUCCAAGCUGUUGGAAUCGCCCUCACCUUCCUUGGACUAUAUCUGUACGACCGAACGAAGGGGGGCAACAAGGCGGACCACAAGGCCCAAAAUAUGACAGAUUCCAACAAGACUUCAAUAUUGCCCAUCUCUAACAAGGGGAUACGCCCGAUUGUGGCCUCCCCUCUGAGCACUGAGAUCAACCCCCACCCUUAUCACGAGGGUUACUAUGGCCGCGAUGCCUCCUCAGACGACUCCAAGAAGACGGACGACAGCGGCAGCCGUAACCGCGGUCGUGUCAACAGCAACGGAGGCUGGCUUCCUCCAGGCACCAAGCAGGAAGAUACAUGGCGGACUGGGGACAAGAUCGCCGGUGUCUCAUGAUGGAGACAGUAGAAACCUCCCCCUGGGUUUUGAAGUUUUGGGUUCCUCUUCUCCGCCAGUUCUCUCGGCGCUUCUAAUUGUUUAAACCUCUUUUUAUUUUUCAACAACAAAAAGAAUGGAGCUGGGAUCUUUGUUUGAAAGAAAGGAAUGUUUUUUUUUCUCGUCCGGAUAUCUAGACUACCUAUGGACGUGGACAAGUUUUUGUAUGACAUAUCAUGGAUUGGCGUUUUUCUUGAGACGCAGGAAUGGACGGAUGGAUGGAUGGGAUAUGCUCUUUCAGCUCCUCUCAGGAGGCGCUUGAUGAUGCGCUGUAUCAUUACGUGGAUAUGGAAUGGAAUGUGGACGUUUUUUGAUAGACGGGAUACGGUUCGCAGCUCAUGCAAUACAUGAAUGAUAUGG